AUCGCAGUCCGAAGCUGGAACAAUGAGUGCGUCGAGUGAAGGUGGGGCGGGCGGGCCGGUGGGCGGUGGAGGUACAGCUACAGCGCCAUCAGCCACUGGAUCGUUAACCGCAUCCGCAACCGGCUCCACAUCUGCAUCCGCAUCCCUGGUAUCGCACUCACAUCCGCCCCUGCAGCUGCGCGGCGUCAUAAACAAGUACUCAUUGCCAUCCCAUUUGCCAUCCUCUGCAGCGCACCCGGCGGUGGCCGCCAAGAUCACCCACGUGAAAUCCGACGGCGGCGGCGGGAUAUCGAUCGGCACCCCGAUCCUCAGCGGAGGCACAAUCAAAGUGGCUGCUGCCAAUCCAGUUCAGCAAACCUCCAUGGGGGGCACGCCGAUUGCUCUGAGUGCAGGACAAGCGACCACGGCGGCCUCCAUACGAGCCAUUGGAGCCGGUGGCCAGUCCACGCAAGUCCGUGUAGUGAUGCCCAUGAUUAAGCAGCUGGAGAAUGUCACGGCCACGGGAAGAACUCAGAUUACGGCCAUACCAGCUGCUCCGGCCAGGAGUGUGGCAAAUGCCUCUAUCACGGUCACCAGGCCCGUGACCCAGGCUACUUACCUGCCGCGAGCCAGUGUGACGGCCACUCAGAUGGGUGGCGUUGGAGUUGGAGUUGGACAGCGGCUCGUGACGCCCCUGAGGGCCACAUCCUCGGCCACUGUGACGCCCACUGCCCCCACAGUUCUCAGUUCAACCGGUGGAUUUGUUCGCGGAGCAACUGCAUCGGUGAGCAGGAGUGGAGUGGCGCUCUCGUCGCAACCACCUUCGGCGGUGAUCUCGUCCAGCAAUAGUGCUGCCUGGAUGCAGAGUUCCACGGGACAGGUGCAACUGAUACGUGCCAUUCAUCAGCCGCGCCAGAGGAUUAUAACGACAUCCGCGGGGGUAUCCAAUGCCAGUGUGGUGACCACUACUCCAGUGCAGGCGCCAACAGCUUUAUCCGUUUCGGCUGGCCAGCCCUUGACGCCACAGCAGGCCGGUGGUCCAGGAGGAGGACCUCAGGCUUAUGUGGCCACUGUCUUGCCCCAGAGGCAGCACCAGGCCAUAGUUUACUCCUCCAACGUAUCUACGCCCAAUGUGAGUCAGAAUCGCCAGCAAUUUAAUCCUCGCUUCGGUGCCACGCCCACAGGUGGUGUAACAACCACGACUCCUGGAGGAACCACGGUAACACCUCGACAUGUGCGAUCCACCCCACUGGGAAAGAUUUUCCCUGGAGCCAAGCUGAACACCACGAGCAUAAGUAUCCGGGCUCCAAGCAUCCCGCAGCUGAAUACCAGCGUUACAGCUUCACCAAGCGUUAGUGUUUCUGGGGGAGCGACAGUGGCGCCCGGGCGGGGUCCCGGGGCCGGAGGAACUGCCCUGACGGCCACUAAUUUGCCCACCACUCGGAUCAUCCAACUGCAGCAGCCUGCGACGGGAACCGCUCAGCAGAUUAUCGGAUCCGGUGCCCGUUGCGGGAAUGUGAUGCUGCAACCCUUCUUGAUGAGCACCACCGCGGCGGCUAAGAUGGGCAUUCGACCACCGGUUACCAUGACCGCCAAAGUACAACCGUCGUUAACUAUAACUCAGCUCAAUCCUAUUGGCAAAUUGUCAGCCGCCGGAGGAACCACAGGGCCCACGAUGACGCCGCAGGGUGUGGCCAGCAUUCAGGCGGUACCAGUGCCGAAUGUCUCGGCCAGUGUGGUCAACCCGAGUUCUGUGGCAGGGGCCACUUCGGCGGCUGGAGGAGCCACUGUGCUGCCAUUGACGAUCAGCGGUAGGGGAGCAGGUGUGGGACCAGGGGGCAAUAUCCUCACGGGAACUCUGACGCCCAUCAAAAAUGCCAGCGGCAUUACCCUGGGCAAGAUGAUGAUGACUCCGGCCACGUCUGCGCCUGGAACAGAUGGAUCCGGCACUAGCGGGGCAACAGUGACUGGCUUCCAACGCGCCUGGAAUCCAGUGGUUGCUUCGCCGAGCCAGUUGAUGAAGAUCGAUGAGAAGGGAAGUGCUGCUACGAUUUACUACGAAUCCAUGCCGGCCUCCGCCUCCACGGGUGUUCUAUCAUUGACCACAACCACAGUGACGCAGAGCACCCAGGCACAGGCACAAUUGGUUAGCAGCGCCGGCGGUAGCAGCUUGUCAGUGUCUUCGCUGCCCUUCGCCAGCCAUGCGCCCACAGGAGCAGGAUCGGCCGGAGCCGGAUCACAGGCUACUUUCACUGUUUUGCCAUCAGGAGCUGGGGGAACGGCUACCAGGACUAUUGGCCAUCAGCAAUUAAUAAUACCAGCAGGACCAAACAGUGCACCUCCGCAGCACAUGGUCAUUCCGUUGCAUACCUCCGUGAAGGUGACAACAGGGGCGGGCAAUCCUCAACAGGCAGCAGGAAGUGGAACUCUGGUGCCCAAUUUCAUGCGGAAGCGGGAUUCAGACGGCUCUCCUAUCAGAGCGGCCAAAAAUUUGGGCCCUACUCUACUCUCAAUGGCCAGCAAUACUAGUGGACCAAAUAUGCCGCCAGCUCCGGGCACGACUUUCAAUAUUCAGCCAGUGUCAGUGGCAGUGCCUCAAUCAGUUAGCUCCGCACUGACUGUGGAAGCUUUGGCAAAGAAGGAACGGGAGCGGGUCGCCCAUGGAGUAGCAAGUAACGUGACUAGUGUGCCAAACACGGUGGGCACUGUAUCCUCAACGAGAAAUUCUAGAGCGGAUUCGCCAGCUUCUUCGGAUGGCUCAACGACAGUGUCGGCGAAUUCCUCACCUGGUGUAGAUCAGCAAUUGCAGGACAGAAUUGGCGAUCCGCCAGCAACUGGAGGCGCAAGUGGACGUGAUAACUCCACGCACUUUAAUCCUAUCAAUGAGUUGUACUCUUCGCACCAAUCGAUGCAGCAGAACCUUGGCCACUCGUCCCUUGGAUCUCGGAGUGGAAGCAGUGCCUUUGUGGACGUUCAAGCACCGACGCCACAGCAGCAGCAACCUCAGCAGCAGGCACCUCAUUUGGUGGGCUCAACCCAAAUGCAACAGCAGGCGGGAACGCGUAUGAAUGGGACUGGCAAUAGCUCGAGCUCCAGCUACGACUGCUCCUCCAGGAAGAAGCCACGCCGAUCAACAAAUGACAGCCAGCACUCCACCCAGAGCCAGGCAUCUUUGUCACUGCCUCCUCCCAGUGCAGACCCAACGCCACCGGCUGGCGCAUCCUACAUGCAGAAACACAACAAUGGAGGACUCCUAGUGGCAGCGGCGGCGCCGGGAGCUGUUCCUAAUAGCACAGCAGGCGAUGCCAACCAUCGUAACAGUGCGCCCGCUGUGACGGGCAACAAGGAGAACGCCAAUCCUGUGGACUUUGUCAUCCGUCGCCCACGCAAUUGUGCGCUGCUUAAUACAUAUAAACCCACGCAUAAGUUGGCCAACAACCACUUCCAUCGGUAUACGGAUGUUAAGCCAAGGGAGGAGCGAAAGGCCACGGUUAUUGAUCUAGCUAAUCAGCCAAAUGUCCAGGGCAAAAUUAAUGGAUGGAAAAUCUACCACUUGCGCUCACAAAUGGAGGACUUGAAUGAGUCCGAGGUUGUCAGCCUGGGAAGGCUUGAGACCAUGCUGCAGGAUCUGGAGAAGGACAAGGAGAAGCACAGCGAAAUGGAGCGUGUCACCGAGUUGCUAAAGGGCAACAUUCAGCGCAGCAAGAUAAUUACCGAUGGCAUCAACGAGGCGCAGAAUCAGUUGAUGAAGAUCUUCGAGCACAAGCCUCACGUUUCGGACAUAAUCACCCGAUGUGCCUCUAAGCGAAAUUUUAAGAAGCGCGAAAAGAUCUAAAAUCGUUUGACAGAAGGAAGCCCAGCCAAGUGUAUUAUAAAUUGCCUAAUUUAAAGCAGCAGAUUAGUUUUAAGUUAAUUACCUUAAACGCAAUCGAUUUGUAGGUCGUACAUUUAUAAAGUUAACCAGCAAUAUUUUUUCAAUUUCUUAAGAAAGAAACGAAAAUACAAGACACUCGAGUUG
Drosophila suzukii is the source of this 3997-nucleotide messenger RNA. Lineage: Eukaryota; Metazoa; Arthropoda; Insecta; Diptera; Drosophilidae. The record is from RefSeq and is a predicted model, not a curated record.